Molecule: messenger RNA, 1330 nt
Organism: Funneliformis geosporum
Lineage: Eukaryota; Fungi; Glomeromycota; Glomeromycetes; Glomerales; Glomeraceae
Source: the annotation of a GenBank genome assembly
AUGGUCACUGACAUUUCCAUUUCCUCUCCACUCCGCUUAUUCCUUAUGCCCAUAACUGCACUCUCGGCAAAAACUUCCGCCAAGUAUCUCUCUAAAAGUUUUCACUUACGGCAAAUUUAUCAACAGCAUGGCUUAACUGCCCAGCAUAAAACUUAUCGCUUUUUUAAAAACCUUUAUUCUUAUGAGCAAAGAGAAGCCCUUAUCAAAAACAACUCUAAACUCGACCAGUUAACUGGGCAAUACUUGCCUCGUAAUCAGCAUAUUUUUCGCCGCUCUGAUAAUUCCUAUUACUAUAAAACUAACGAACAACUAACCGGACACUGUGCUAAGCCGCUUUUAAUCAGAAAAAGUUACCGCUUAGGCUAUCACUCCCUUAGCACUUUGCCGCUCUUAAAACUGGCUCGCCAAAGCCAACCAAAAGAACCCUUAACUUUCCGCAAAAAGUUAACUACUAAACUAGUCCCCCAAGAUUUUCAAGGAUACUUAAUAACUAGCCUACUUUUACUGGCUAAACAAGCCGAAUUCCUAAAUUUACCGCUCGAACAGCCCCAAGUUCCCCAUAACGGCUUUAAAUGCGACCAAUUAGACUAUACCCAUUUUCAAAAAAAACCUAUUUUAAGAUUCAAAUUCGCCCGCACAAGUGCCGAUUUAGUUAAAGAAUUCAUGCUUAAUCUCGACCACCAAGCGGAAAGCUUGGACCUCGACGAAGCCCAAAACUUCACCGAUAGCCGCUUCCCCGACCCUCUUCAAUCUAGAAAUGCUUACCUAAACCUUAGAGGGGUGAAGCUAAAUAGUAACCUACUCUUCCCGGUGGCCUACUUACCUAAGUUCUUCUUUAUUUCUGACCAAUGGCCACCAACUAGUUAUGGCUUACUAGCUAAAAAAGCCCCACCAAAUCAAAUUAUGAAACAAUUAAACAAACUCUCCUCACGGAGCGGGGUGUCAGCCGACCACGCAACUCAACGGCUAAAAAGGUUAAAAGCCUGUUCAACUUGCGGUAAACAAUUUCUGGCUUAUCAGGCUUAUAACUACUGCUCUCCUUCCCAAACUGGGCAAAUUAGUCGCACGGAACUCAAUAAAUUCCAAAACUAUAAAUACUUCACUGAACAGCAAGCCUUAAACAUCCUUAAACCCUUAUUAAACGAGCAACAACUAACCCUCACUUUUAGCGACACUACGGGGAGCAAUAACGACCCGGCCAAAGCCAAAGGUUGUGCGGAAACUUAUGCGAUUAAAUACUUCUUAACCAAAUUCUUCCUUAUCCCCACGACCGACGAAUUAGACCCCGAUAUGACCAAAGAUACUGAGCAUUUAAACCGCAAAGCGGAUG